AUGGCCGAAGCUGCUCCAACCGUUGUCGCAACCCCCAACCACGAUGGUGAGCCCGCACCAAAGCAGCGGAAGGCAGCUGCAGCGAUACAUUAUCCCUUUUGGUUCGGUGGAAGUGCGGCCUCAAUGGCUGCGGUAGUCACACAUCCUUUAGACUUGGUCAAGGUCCGCCUGCAAACCCGCACUCCCUCUGCGCCGCAAACUACCCUCGGCACCUUCGCAUUUGUUGUCCGCAAUCAAGGUCUAUUAGGUCUUUACGCGGGCCUCUCGGCCGCUCUCCUGCGCCAAAUGACUUACUCGACCGUGCGCUUUGGCGUAUACGAAGACCUAAAGUCACGCUUCGCGGUGCAACCGACGCCCUCAAAUCCCAAGCCGCAACAACCUAUGUUGAAUCUGAUUCUCAUGUCCUCUGCUGCAGGACUCUUGGGCGGGAUAGCCGGCAACCCUGGAGACGUACUCAACGUGCGUAUGCAAUCCGACGCCUCCAAACCUUCCCACCUUCAACGAAACUACAAACAUGCACCCGAUGGCCUAAUACGAAUGAUUCGCGAAGAAGGUGCAUCUUCUAUAUUUCGCGGCGUGACCGCAAAUGCUACCAGAGCAUUACUCAUGAAUGUCUCGCAGCUGGCCAGCUACGACGUGUUCAAAUCUGCCUGUCUUCACACUUUGGGAAUGGCCGACACUCUCGGCACCCACUUCUGCGCCUCGUUGGCGGCGGGAUUUGUUGCAACUACGAUAUGUUCCCCCGUCGAUGUGAUAAAAACCCGCAUAAUGUCCGCAGGGGGGAAGAAGUCGAUAUUAGAUAUUUUGGCGCAAGCCAGGAAGAAGGAAGGGCUCCUGUGGAUGCUCCGCGGCUGGGUUCCCAGCUUCAUGCGCUUGGGCCCGCAGACAAUAUGUACGAUGGUUUUCUUCGAACAGCACAAGAAAUGGUAUAGGCGGUUAAAGGGAAUUGAAGAGUGA
Messenger RNA from Cladophialophora psammophila CBS 110553, 957 nucleotides. RefSeq lists its product as uncharacterized. The record is from RefSeq and is a predicted model, not a curated record. Gene Ontology annotation, biological process: succinate transmembrane transport; phosphate ion transmembrane transport; malate transmembrane transport. The coding region runs from base 1 to 957 and encodes 318 amino acids. NCBI's taxonomy places the organism in Eukaryota, Fungi, Ascomycota, Eurotiomycetes, Chaetothyriales, Herpotrichiellaceae. Gene Ontology annotation, molecular function: oxaloacetate transmembrane transporter activity; succinate transmembrane transporter activity; sulfate transmembrane transporter activity. The transcript is spliced from 2 exons.